AUGCCAGGCGACGGGUUCACGAUCAAGAGCCGCAUCAGGAAUUUACUGCGUUCCCCGUCAACCAAGCACAAGAAGAGCAGCAGAGAGAGUCUCACCAGCAAGGUGACUUUGGAGAAGGUGUUAGGAAUCACAGCUUCAGGAAACAGCGGCCUGGCUUGUGACCCCCGAUCCGGACUAGUCGCCUAUCCUGCAGGGUGUGUGGUAGUUUUGCUGAACCCCAAAAAGAAGAGACAGCACCACAUUAUUAACACGUCAAGAAAGACCAUCACAGCUCUGUCCUUCUCCCCUGAUGGCAAGUACCUGGUCACAGGAGAGAGCGGUCACCUGCCAGCGGUCAGACUGUGGGAUGUGGCGGAGCGAAGACAAGUGGCGGAGCUCCAGAAGCACAAAUAUGGCGUCUCCUGCGUGGCAUUCUCCCCCAACAGCAAAUACAUUGUCAGUGUGGGAAACCAGUACGACAUGAUGGUCAACGUCUGGGCUUGGAAGAAAGACGUUGUUGUGGCUGCCAACAAGGUGUCCAGUAAGGUGACAGGUGUGUCUUUCUCUGAGGACAGCUCCUACUUUGUAACUGUGGGGAACAGACAUAUUAAAUUCUGGUAUCUGGACCGCUGCAAAGCCAGCAAGGCCAGCGCUCCGGUCCCCCUGCUGGGCCGCUCCGGGCUGCUCGGGGAGCUGAGGAACAACUUCUUCUGUGACGUGGCCUGUGGACGGGGCUCCACAUCCGACUCCACCUUCUGCAUCACUUCCUCCGGCCUGCUGUGUGAGUUCAACAGCAAGAGGAUGCUGGACAAGUGGGUGGAUCUGCGGACGGGCGUGGCCCAGACUCUGUCUCUGUCUGAGGACAUGAUCUUCUGUGGCUGCGCCGAUGGAACGGUGCGAUCCUUCAGGCCUGUCGACCUUCACUUUGCCGGCACGUUGCCGCGGCCGCACCGGCUCGGCUCUGACGUCACGGCCUUCACGGAGGCCAGCCACCUGUUUUCCACCGAGACGGACGGACGUUACCCAGACACCAUUGCUGUAACCUAUGACCCCGUCAGCCAGUGGCUCAGCUGUGUAUAUAAUGACCACAGUCUGUAUGUGUGGGAUGUGAGAGAUGUGAGCAGGGUGGGGAAGGUGCACUCUGCCCUCUUCCAUGCUGCCUGCGUUGGGGAUCUGGAGAUGUUCCCAGAUGUUCCCGGGGAAUUCGGUGCCGGUUUAUCAUCAGGUGCAUUCCUUACUUGCUCAGCUGACAACACCAUCAGACUGUGGCGCAUGGACGACAGGACGCAAACUCCUUUUCAUUCUCAGAACGUCCUCAGCAGUGAUCUCCUGAAUAUAAUCUACAUAGAUGGAAACACCAGUGCCUUGCAGGAUCCAGAGUGUUUGACAAAUAUGAAUGCGGACAAACAAGGAGACGGACAGACAGCUGAAAGCAGGACCGGCAUCAGGACCAUCUGUGUCAGUCCAGACGGCAAACACCUGGCAUCUGGAGAUCGCAACGGGAUGCUGAGGGUUCAUGACCUCUGCAGCAUGGAGGAGAUUCUGAAAGUGGAGUCCCAUGAUGCUGAGAUCCUCUGCCUUGAAUACAGUAAACCGGAAACAGGUCUGAAGCUGCUGGCCACGGCUAGCAGGGAUCGUCUGAUCCAUGUCUUGGAUGCCGAGGAUGACUACAGUCUGGUGCAGACACUUGAUGAGCACUCUUCAUCCAUAACAGCCGUCCGCUUUGCUGCCAAUGACAACAAGGUGAGGAUGAUCAGCUGUGGGGCAGACAAGAGCAUCUAUUUCCGAACCGCACACAAGACUGAGAGAGGAACAGAGUUCAGGCGUUCUCACCACACGGUGAGGAAGACCACGCUGUACGACAUGGGUGUAGACCCCACCUGCAAGUACGCCGCUGUCGGCUGUCAGGACCGCUGCAUCAGGAUUUUCAACAUCAGCAGUGGCAAGCAGAAGAAACUCUACAAGGGAUCUCUGAGUGAGGACGGAAGUCUGCUUAAGGUUCAGCUAGAUCCGUCAGGUCAAUACGUGGCCACCAGCUGCUCCGAUAAAAACAUCAGCAUCUUUGACUUCUACACUGGGGAGUGUGUGGCCACUAUGGAUGGACACUCUGAGAUCGUCACUGGGAUGAAGUUUACCAACGACUGCAAGCAUUUGAUUUCUGUGUCAGGGGACAGCUGCAUCUUUGUGUGGCGACUGGCUCCAGAGCUGACGAUCUGCAUGAGAGAGAGGCUCAGUCAGCUCCGACGAGACCCAAACGCUCCGCUCUGCAAAACCCCCGGGCUCAGGCGAGAGGUGUAUAGCGCCCCCACGCUGGGAGGUCUAUCCUCUGACAGCGACCGUGAGCACGAGGAGGAUGGAGCAGAGAACGACGACCCAGAAGACACUGCAGCCAAUACUUCCUCUGACAGCAGCCAUGGAGAGGAGGACACAGGUGGUUCAGAUGAAGGACAGGACUGGGAGCUGACAAAGCACGGAGCCGUCAGCCAGGACCCACCUGACUCCUCUAAACGUCCUCGGAGGCGCUGGUCUCAUCGUAUGGGCACCCUGGAGCUGAUGGUGAAAUCCAUGCUGGACCUGAGGCAGCUGGACACCUUUGCCCCCAACAAAACCCCCGCAUGCCCCUCUCACGACAGAGAGAGACAGAGCACGUCCAGCCUCCAGGAGACCAUGCUGCAGUUGGAGGAGAGAGCCAAGAGGCAGCGGCCCUGGCUUCAUGAUGACUGGCUGUCCUCACACACAUCCAAGGGCACCAGGGGGACUGACGGAGCCGUGCUGUACCCUGAGGAGAGCGAGGGCGCUGCGAGUCAGCAGGGCGGUGAUUACAUGGUGAAGGAGCAGCACUGCAGGAUGCAAGGGCGAGGGAUCCGCGGUGAGAGCAAGGAAAGCCGCAGCCCGGACAGUGCCUGCUCACUGGGAUACGGCAGCAGCAGGGACUCCAGCCCUGAUCGUGUCCUGGAUGAUUCUGCAGAUGUGGAGUCCCUGAGCCAGGACAGCUCUGAUGAGGAGCAUGAAGAGAGGGAGGAAGAGGAACAAAAGGCAGUAGUGACGAGUAUGGACCAGGCUUUGAGGACGGUGACUGAUACUGAUGACGUUGGUCAAGAAGAUUUCCUCAAGCAGAACUUUGAGACACCGGAAGAGAGCUGCAGCAUGGCCGAGCAGAGCAGAGUCCCUCGGCUCAGUAUGUCUUCACGCUUCCUGGCCAGAGGACAUAAUAACAGGAGCACACCUCUUUUUGCCAAAGUGCACGGAAAGGAACAAGGCAGCCGCUCGGCUAAGCCCCUGUCAAAAGUACGGCCCUUGAUGGAAGAUAGCCAGAGCAGAAACACAGAGGACAAGACCCCGAUGUCCCCCGGCAGGAUCGAGGGACCAAACAGGCUUGAGGCUCCAGACAGGGACUUUGGUUCCCUGAAGAAGAGGAGGACUUCAGGGAUCCACCUAUGGAGGACGUUCAACCUGCCGUCCAAAGCACCGCUGCCGCUGGACAGAGCCACAUGUUUGCAGAAAUCUCACUCUGUCCAGAACCUGUCCUCAGAAGCUCCUCACUCCCCUGUGCCCUCUAGUGACCGAAGGGAGUUGCGCAAGAGACCUCAGCAGCUUCUCCUGACUCAUGACACUCCCAAUCCUUCCUUCCACUUCUCCUCACCCUCCACCGGAUCACCCCAGUCCCCCGAUUCCCCUCUGCCUUGGGAGAGCCCCAAACUCAAGCCCCACUCCUACAUGAACCCCACCGCCAGCUCCAUGGCCAAAAGCAGCCGCUCCACCUCGCUGGGAGACGUUAUCCAGCCGGGCACUCCACCUUCCUCCCCUCACUCUCCCAGGAGCAGGAGGUCAUGUGGGGAGAUUGAGGUCGAACCACCACUUCUCACCUCGUCUCCCGUCCCCGCUUCACCCUCCGCCGUCUCCCCAGCAUCAUCCCUCUUAUCUAGUCCUGUAUCAAACAGUCCCUCCCCAACAGCUGCAGUUUCAUCCACUCCGUUCGCCCAGAACAUCCCUCCCUCCCGCAUCCCGCUUCCCAAACAGCCUCUCAGCCCUCGACGCAGCCUCUGCCUGGAGGUCAUGCCGAGCUUAAGUUGUACCAGAGAGCCGGCGGGGUCUUCUACUCCCAACAGUGACGUCACACCGACACCAGGACACAGAGCAGUGAGCAGACAUCUGUCUUUGGAUCCUUCUUUGCCGAGUUCACUACCAGUGAGGCAGAAGAGAGACUCGGUUUCAGAGAGUGCAAAGGAGCCAUUACAGGCGGCUGCAGCCAAAGAGUGCCCUCUGGUGCCUGAACCGACCCGCACAUCGACCGCUGAUCCCCAUCCAGAUCUCUCCAUCACCUUGGAAACUUGUAUGCAGGCUGUUACGGAGCUUCACAGCAGUCUGAGGAAAGCCGCCGUGCUCUACUCUACGAUUCUACAAAGCGACCAACAACCGAGUGAAGAUCAGCAAGAGAUGAGGAGCAUCCUGUCCGAGGCUCUGUUCACGGUCAAGGCUGAGCUCGACUCUCUGCCUCCCCCCACCUCCCAAUGUGAGGUGCCCCGAGUGGACCAAGGGGUCAAAGGUGAAGGAGAGAAGGCCAUGGCUCUGCUGGAGCAGUACGCUGAGCUGCUGCUGAAGUCUGUGGAGAGGAGACUAGACAACAAGACGUGA
This is a messenger RNA of Anoplopoma fimbria (sablefish), 4614 nucleotides long. RefSeq names its product mitogen-activated protein kinase-binding protein 1-like. Gene Ontology annotation, molecular function: protein binding. The record is from RefSeq and is a predicted model, not a curated record. Lineage: Eukaryota; Metazoa; Chordata; Actinopteri; Perciformes; Anoplopomatidae.